Messenger RNA from Morchella importuna, 270 nucleotides. RefSeq lists its product as uncharacterized. The transcript is spliced from 4 exons. The record is from RefSeq and is a predicted model, not a curated record. The coding region runs from base 1 to 270 and encodes 89 amino acids. NCBI's taxonomy places the organism in Eukaryota, Fungi, Ascomycota, Pezizomycetes, Pezizales, Morchellaceae.
AUGCAUUCGUCAUCACUCUGCUUGUACUCUCUGCGGGCGAUCCUUUGGCUAAAUACUGGCCUCUGGGAGAUACAGAACCAGUCAAAGAGCCGACUUCAUCCUUCAGGACGUCGACAAACACCUGAUGAGGUGGCGUACAUCCGCUUCGCAUCUGCACGGAUGUCUGACUUGAUUUUUAUCAGAGUACACACGACAGCCUGCGAGGCAUUAAGUUAUGGGCUUGUUGCAAGGCGGUUUACGGAUUCAGAAAAACAUAAAAAAUGCUGUUAG